AUGGCUCAAGGCUCGGGCAGCAAAAUCACCAAGCCCAACCCUGGACUCAACCGGUCCAAGGGCGGCAAGACUCCCAAGAAGUCGGGCGUCUCCAAGGUCAAGAAGAACAAGACCAAGGCCGACAAGGUCCAGAAGAAGUUCACCGCCGGCAUGGUCGCCAAAACCGAGAAGAUGCUGGGCGCCAGAGCUGGUCACCUGGAGCUGAUCGGCAAGGGCAAGAAGGAGGAGAACAAGGAGAAAUUCAAGGGCGGCACCAGAAAGUUCGGCUAA
This is a messenger RNA of Sordaria macrospora k-hell, 270 nucleotides long. RefSeq lists its product as uncharacterized. The record is from RefSeq and is a predicted model, not a curated record. NCBI's taxonomy places the organism in Eukaryota, Fungi, Ascomycota, Sordariomycetes, Sordariales, Sordariaceae.